Molecule: messenger RNA, 1365 nt
Organism: Corythoichthys intestinalis (scribbled pipefish)
Lineage: Eukaryota; Metazoa; Chordata; Actinopteri; Syngnathiformes; Syngnathidae
Gene: tpbgl
Product: Wnt-activated inhibitory factor 2
Exons: 1
Coding region: 36-1109 (357 amino acids)
Biological process (GO): negative regulation of canonical Wnt signaling pathway
Cellular component (GO): plasma membrane
Molecular function (GO): protein binding
Source: RefSeq, a predicted model, not a curated record
CCGCUCGCCUCUCCGGCGCUCACACGAGAGCCACGAUGCGGACGCGCGCCUGCACGGAGCGGCGGCCGCUGUGCGUGCUCGCGACCGUGCGCUGGUGCUGCUGGUGGUGCGGCUGGGCAGCGAUCCUGGCGAGCGGCCGCGCGGACGACGCGUGCCCGCAGACUUGCGCGUGCGCACGGGACUCCGGCACGGUGAGCUGCCUCGGCGACGGCGGGUCGGGGCUGCCGUCGCACGUGCCGGUUUGGACGUCCACGCUGAUCCUCCGCGGCAGGAACGUGACGACGCUGCGAGGCGGCGCGUUCGCGACCACGGCGGAAGACGGCGGGGAGUUGCCCGCAGCUUCCGCCCUCUCGCUGUCCGGUAACUCCAUCCGCGCGAUCGAGGCGGACGCCUUCGCAGGACUCCCGCACCUGCACCUGCUCGACCUGAGCCACAACCGCGUUGAGCGGAUAUCCGACGGCGCUUUCAGAGGCCUGCGGGAGCUCCGCACUCUGUGCCUCAACGAGACGCUGGCGCCCGAGUCUGCAGCGCAGCUCUCGGCCGCCCUAGCCGCCGGUGACCUGCGUAGCCUACACCGGCUGGAGCUGACGGGGAAUCGCCUUCGCAGCGUCCCGCUGGCCCGGCUGGACGCCUUUCAGCAGCUACACCAGCUGGUUCUGGUCAACAACUCCAUCCGGAGCCUGGGCCGGGAUAACGUCAGCGGUUUGGAGCGGCAGAGGCGAACCCGCGUCUACCUGGCGAACAACCCCUUUCGCUGCACGUGCGAGCUGGAAGCCUUCUACUGGUGGCUGAAGAACGGCUCGCAGUGCGCCGACGUGGCGCUGCUCCGCUGUGCGGAGCCAGAGGCGCGGCGCGGGCUAGCGCUGGAGCGCCUGCGCGCCGAGGACGUGGACUGCCUGAACGAGAACCUGGAGGCCGUCUCCUACGUCUUCCUGGGCAUCGUGCUAGCUCUCAUCGGACUGGUCUUCCUCAUGGUGCUCUACCUCAACCGCGGCGGCAUCAAGCGCUGGCUUAACAACAUUCGCGAAGCCUGCCGGGACCAGAUGGAGGUCUACCACUACCGCUACGAGCAGGACUCGGACCCGAGGCUCGCCAACGUGGCCGUCUGAGCGCCAGAAACGCCAAAUACUCCAGACUUCUAUACUGCCGUAUACUGUACUAUAUGCUAGAGCCAUGGAAAAUACAUUUUUGUGGCCGCAAAAUGAGUAGAGCCUGCAAAUUGUGCACAGAAAAUAGCAAUUUGUAGGCGAACAUGACUUUAUUACUCAAAAAACAGGAUUCGGGAUUCAGACCACCUAUUUUGGUGUCAAGUCGUUUUUGAUAGCACAAAUUUGUCAUUUGUGGCCACAAAAAUUAAUUGUAGCC